This is a messenger RNA of Seriola dumerili (greater amberjack), 2880 nucleotides long. RefSeq names its product SH2 domain-containing adapter protein D-like (gene shdb). Lineage: Eukaryota; Metazoa; Chordata; Actinopteri; Carangiformes; Carangidae. The coding region runs from base 238 to 1503 and encodes 421 amino acids. Gene Ontology annotation, molecular function: phosphotyrosine residue binding. The transcript has 8 exons. The record is from RefSeq and is a predicted model, not a curated record.
UCCGCUGGAUAUCAGCGCUCUUGUUUUGUUCCAGAAAAGCUGCUGCCUUUUUUUUUCUUGUCCUUUUUUUUAGGGGAAUUAAAAGCGUGGAAGGUUUUUGUCUCUUCUCGGUGUCGUUUUAUUGUCAUCGACAUGAAGAAACGCGGAAUAAAGCAUCCAAAGUGGCUGAAGGACUGAAUAGGAUUGCCUCCUGCUCUCUCUCCACUACACACCAGCACGUUUGGAAGCUGAGCUGAGAUGGCCAAGUGGCUGAAAGACUACUUGAGCUUUGGCAGCAGGAAGGUGCCUCCACAGCCUCCCACACCAGACUACACCGAGAGCGAGAUCCUCAAAGCGUACCGACUCCAGAGGGACCUGGACUUUGAAGAUCCCUAUGAGGACUCUGAGAACAGAUCCAGGGGCGAGUCUGGGGCUUCUGAACCUGCCACACCGGUGUAUGGGUCUCCCAUGAAGUCAUCCAAUCUGGAUGUGAAGUCUCCUAAACACAGACUGAUCAAAGUGGACUCUCAGGAGCUGGGGCGCACCAAGAUCCUCCUCAGUGCCAUCUCUUUAGAGGACCAACAAGAGCCUGUGGUGCCCUCUGCUCCGCUGGCAGGGGACACAGAUUAUUCUGACCCAUUCGAUGCUCGACUGGACCACCGGCCGGAGCCAGAUCACGGACCUGUUCCCUGUGAGAACAACGGCUACAUGGAGCCGUAUGAGGCCCAGAGGGUCAUAACAGAGCUGCAGCGUGGCCCAGGAGGAGGACGGGUGCGUGGCGGGGUGCAGCUCUACGACACCCCCUAUGAAGAUGAGCGAGGCCAGCGUCUGGGCAUGAUGUAUGGAGAACCUCAGGAAGAGGGCAAGGAGAGCAGCAGGCUGCCGCAAGAUGAUGAGAGACCGGCCGAUGAGUAUGACCAACCCUGGGAAUGGAAAAAGGACCAUAUCUCCAAAGCUUUUGCAGAAAUGAGGGAGUUGUCGGAGUUGCCCUGGCCUGCCCCGGUGGGUCAGCUGGAGGAGGAGCCCCCCGUCAGAGAGCAAGUGCAGUUUGACGGCGCAGAGUGGGACUGCUCCUCGUCACCCACAGAGCGGUUGCGUCCUCCGGGGCCCAGGUCCAGCCCGCUGGCAGGUGGGGGGGUGAAGUUUCGAAUGCCGCAGGAAGGCCUUUCGAUGGUGGGGGAGAGAGUGGACCCUACGCUGCCUCUGGAGAAGCAGGUAUGGUACCACGGAUCACUGUCUCGUUCUGAGGCAGAGUCGCUGCUAACCCUGUGUAAAGAGUGUAGCUACCUGGUGAGGAACAGUCAGACCAACCGCUCCGACUACUCCCUGUCUCUACGGAGCUGCCAGGGUUUCAUGCACAUGAAGUUCACUCAGUGUAAAGACGGCAAGUACGUGCUGGGACAGAACAGCCCUCCCUUUGACACCAUCCCAGAGGUGAUAAACUUCUACACCACACACAAACUCCCGAUCCGAGGUGCUGAGCACCUGUCCCUGCUGUUCCCUGUGCUGGUGCAGACACUCUGACUGACCCGGACACUUUCAUUGUGCUCGGACACUUAAAACUUGAAUGUUUGACGGGAUCUUCCCAGCGGAGGGCCAGUGUUCUCCUGGACUACUUUUGAUGACUCAACACACCACAGGGCUAAUGUCCUCACCCGCCACUGCUGUUGUACCUGUGCCAAGUGUCUCUAACAUCCGGGGGGAUCGAUUCACAUGAAAUGCAAUACCUGAACUUUAGGCCACCUUUGCUGUAACUCCUCUCUCUCAUCUUCUUGCUGAACCAAGGGGGAUAACGUCAGGGCAUCUGAAAUUCUCCCUUUCCAUUACAUUUCUCUCACAGCUGACUGAAGUGCAGAGUAAGUUAGUAGAACUGGAGACAGGAAGAAGUCUGUAUGUUCUGAACCAAACUCCAGUUUACAGAAGAUCUGCAGAGGAUUGAGAUUACAUUACUGCUGUUCCACAAAAUAACACCUCAUCAACACUGGUCAAUAUUGCUGUUGUCAGGUGAAAACCUUGCAAGUUAUAUUUUGCAGAUUUUCCAUGUUUAUACCAGAAUCAAUAAAUUGAAUUGUACUGUAUAGGGUGAGAAACCUUUGUCAUCCUUAGGGUUCAGAAAACCCUUUUGUAAAUGUUCAAAAAAAAGAAAAAAAACCCUGCUAUUUUUGAAGAUAAAAGGUUUUUACCAACAACAGUGAUAUUUCAGAUGCUUUUCUACAGAAAACUACACCUGUUAAUUUUCACCCGGUCUGUUCUGUGCUGUCAUGCUGCUGUAUGUUGAGGAUUUGCUUGACACAUCUCCACGCUACUUGUUGAUUGUCCAUCGUAAGCAACAGAGAAGCUGUGUUGUAUCGGUACUUGCUGUUGUAUUGGACCUUGCUGAACUGUGUCUCUUGUUGGUUGCCGAAAUAGCAUUUCGUAGACAAUGCUGGAUUUAUUUAAAAAAAAAAAAAAAAAAGUAACCUGUCACUGCCGUCAUUGUCUGUCUUUUCCCUGAAAGGAUAAGUUUGGAGGCUGAGCUGCAGGCUACAUCUGAUGCUAAUCAAGAGACGCUGGACACUCUCAAACAAACUCUUAUACUCUGUGAACGUUGGCCACGUUCUCACACUUCCUACAUUCUUCAUCACAGAUUUUUUCUCCUGGCCAAGUCCUUACAUUCUGGUUGGUGAGUUUGUAUUUGAGUUGCACGCUUGCCAUCUGGAAUGGGUUUUCAUGUCUGCUGCCUGGUUACAGGGUUACGUGGCAAUAACUGAUUUUAGAUUAGAGCCAAUUUCUACCAGACACAUUUUUGAGCAUUGGAAAUGACAAAUGGAAAAAUGAUUUAAAUCAUUGUUUCUUAAUCCAAACGUCUGUAUUGCCUGUGCGGCAUUGAUUAUUAUUGUUAUGGCCAUUUUCUGUUGAUAG